UGUGCCGCGCGCCACGGCAGUUUUUCUGUCUCUUUCUCAUUUUGUCCGCCAGUCCCCAAGUGCUGUGUCACUGCCGUGAAUUGACAGGAGCCAGAGCACCGGUCGACUGAAGCCCACCUCGGUACGUGCCCGCAGAGAAGCCACCCCCAAGUGCAGGAUGCUACGGCGGAAACCCUCCAAUGCCUCAGAGAAGGAGCACGGAGAGAAGAAGAAGCUUUCUCUCCAGAGGUCCAGCAGUUUUAAGGACUUCAUGAAGUCCAAGCCCUCCUCCCCCAUGUCGCCAGACAAGCAGUUUACACUGGACGAAGCUGGGGAGACUGCAGAGAACACUGGGAAGAGCGCGGGUAAACUGGGCAGGAAGUGGAGGAACGUUAUCACACGCACCAUGACCCGCAAGACUUCCAAAAUGGUGCAGAAAACACUGGCAGAGGAGGGAAUGGAGAGCGCAGAGGAAGGCUCCAUGUCCCCCCUGUCUUUCGACGGGACGCCUGACCUGCGUCCAGGAAUGCGGAGCUCUGUGUGUUCCACUGGGUCGGAGGACACCAUGCAUAGCCCCAUACAGCGCCAGAUCUCCGGCUGUGGAGACAGGAGCAGCCUGGACAGCGGCUACAGUCAAAGAGACAGCAUGAGGCUGGAGGACGUGAGCCCCCCCUACAAUGGGCCCUUCUGUGGCCGAGCCCUCGUCCACACGGACUUCACCCCCAGCCCCUACGACUUGGAGACCCUCAAACUACAAAAAGGUGAUAUCAUUGACAUCAUUGAGAAGCCCCCCGUGGGCACCUGGACCGGGAGGCUCAACAACAAGGUGGGCUCCUUCAAGUUCAUCUACGUCACCAUACUGCCUGAGGAGGCCACACCCCCCAGGAGGAGGAGGAGGAGGUGCCACAGCAAUAACUGCAGGCCUAAACCCAAAUCCCUGGAGGAGGUCCUUGAGAGUAUAAACCUGACGGAACUGAGCUCCCUCCUGUCCAUGCACGGCUUCCAGAGUCUGGAGGACUUCAGGGGCCUGAAAGAGACACACCUAAAUGAGCUCAACAUCACCGACCCUGAACAGUGCAGCAAACUCCUCACUGCCGUUGAGCUCCUGCACGACUAUGACUCUGAGGAUGAGGAUGAGGUGGCAGAGGAGAAGAGCGCAGAGGCGGAGUCGAACGUACCUCGGGACUCGGGCUGCUUUGAGAGCUCAGAGAACCUGGAGAACGGCCGCGAAGAACCAGACUUGGAGCCGGAACCACAGAAGGAUUCCAAGGUCUCACUCUCCAGUGUUCAAGAGCAGAUGCAGGGCCUCACAGUGGAAGAUGAGGCCUGAAAGCUGAGGUUCCCAUCCCAAGACAGAACCUGUCGAUAAUGCCCUUUGUUCCUGGGGGAGGUGGGUGUGCGCUGGCGGAAUGAGAACAUUCUGGAGCCACUAUCUGCACAAGUCCAGGACUAAACCAAAAGCAAUAUGAAUGUCCACCAAUCAAUCAUGACUCUACUUUAUGGGUUUUUUCUAUGAGACAUUUGAGGUCUGUUUCAGAAACCAGGACAAUCCUUUUUCUGCUUUGAUAUGAAACGUUUUUGUACUUGAGAGCUUCAAACUUCUGUGGGAGCUCUAUUGCCAUAAUUGUAGUUACAUCGGAGGUAUCAUGCAUUUUUAAUUGCACAGCCUGAGAUGUGUUAAACAGUUAUUUCAGAUGUACAGAUUUGGUGGAUUGCUUCCAAUA
This is a messenger RNA of Megalops cyprinoides (Indo-Pacific tarpon), 1703 nucleotides long. RefSeq names its product SAM and SH3 domain-containing protein 3-like. NCBI's taxonomy places the organism in Eukaryota, Metazoa, Chordata, Actinopteri, Elopiformes, Megalopidae. Gene Ontology annotation, molecular function: protein binding. The transcript has 8 exons. The record is from RefSeq and is a predicted model, not a curated record. The coding region runs from base 158 to 1309 and encodes 383 amino acids.